Messenger RNA from Cylicocyclus nassatus, 1404 nucleotides. The record is from the annotation of a GenBank genome assembly. NCBI's taxonomy places the organism in Eukaryota, Metazoa, Nematoda, Chromadorea, Rhabditida, Strongylidae.
AUGGAUUCAUUCAUGGAGCAACCCCAAACAAGCGGACACGCCACGCCAGCACCACACAUCCCCACAAGCCAGGACAACUCGUUGAGUAACUGGAAUUCACUGGAAGUGAAUGAUAGUCAAAUCGAUAGGAUAUUGACUUUUAUGGGGGAUUUGUUGGAUAGCCAAAUUAGGCAUCUCUCACGCUCGAAGCGAGAUCAGAUAAUGAUUUCGAUGCGCGAGAGGUUGCAAGUUGACCUCGAAGGGAACUUGGGCCAUAAGGGUAACUCGCACUCCACUCUUUGUGAAAAAUUCCAAAUGAGUGUUGAGGAAUUGCUUGAGUAUAUACCUAUGGCCAGUUCCCAUAGCCAGAUGGUAGUGAGGUUAGGGGCUAGGCUCGGAUGUGAUUUUGAUGACGUAGAGUCAGUGAUCGAAGGCAAAUUAAAGAUUGUCACAGAGUUAGAGAAUAGGCUAGAGGUCCUGCGCUCUGAAGUAAAGCAGGAAGCUUUAAGAAGCGCAAAGAGGGAAGAAGCCUUAUUGGCACGGAUAAAAAGGCGUCAGGAUCUAGGAGAUUCCUUGCCUGGACCCUCGCAGGCAGAGCCUAUGUUUAUGGAGACUCCGACGGGACCCGAUGUACGUCGUAGAGAUGAGAGUUGGCGUGCUGUGCGUGAACAGUACAGGUCACUCAAAAAGCUAAGCGUUGAGGAUAACCUCCGCGAUGCACCCCGAUGUCACGCAAAGGGCGCUGAAUGGCGUGAAUGUCGACAGCGAAUGUCGCGCUGUUCGUCAAGUACCUCUUUGAGAAGUUCUCCGUCAACGUCGACGAUCGGUGAGUCCGUAUCAGUCAUGAGCGGUAACAAUGGCAAUGACCACUCAGAGCGAGCUACUGCAGACAUAUUUAGUAUGUUCAGAGAGGUAUUUAAGGCACAGAGUGUUGCCAGCGUACCCAACUACACAGGGAAAAAUUCCCUCAGCGACUUCCUACGAGCUCUGGAAGUGAAAUUCCCGCCAACGGUGUGGCAGGAUGCCGAUCGUAGAGAUAUCUUGAUCAAUCAUUUGGAAGGCACAGCCAAGGCGGUUUAUAGAACUUUACCGCGAAGUGUGCGGGAAGGUAGCUUCAAGGAUUUAGUGGGAGCACUUGAGCUGGCACGCAAGAAUCCCUGCGAUCGCUUGAAGAAUAUCAGAGAAUGGGACACGCUUUCGAAAAGAAGUGAUGAGAGUGUGGUAGAGUUCUGCUGCCGUAUGGAAGACCUCUCUAGGAGAAGACAUCCUAGCUGCGAAUGGGACUUCAUACGCGGGUCCAAGCUGUAUUCAUGCUUGGAAAGCUGGCAGGAUUCGUACCAUAUGCUUGCUGCGUUAGACGCACCGGAAGGAAAGAAGAUGUGGCAACGCACACGAACGACUUUCAUGAUCGUACCAGCAAGUUGA